This is a messenger RNA of Sphaeramia orbicularis (orbiculate cardinalfish), 3305 nucleotides long. RefSeq names its product delta(4)-desaturase, sphingolipid 1 (gene degs1). Gene Ontology annotation, molecular function: sphingolipid delta-4 desaturase activity. Gene Ontology annotation, cellular component: membrane. Gene Ontology annotation, biological process: ceramide biosynthetic process. NCBI's taxonomy places the organism in Eukaryota, Metazoa, Chordata, Actinopteri, Kurtiformes, Apogonidae. The record is from RefSeq and is a predicted model, not a curated record. The transcript has 3 exons. Bases 152 to 1123 code for a protein of 323 amino acids.
GGGCCGAACCUUCUCAGUCUCCCGGCAGAUCCUCACCUCCUUAUCGGCCUGACAUCCUGAUCAAAGGGGACAGUGCGUCGGAAAAAACGCACUUUUUUAAAAGACCCUACUGUACAAUUCCAGACUCUUUCUGAAAACAUUAACCAAAGAAAUGGGGAACCGGGUGGCUCGUGAGGACUACGAAUGGGUUUAUACAGACCAACCCCAUGCCGACAGGAGGAAACAAAUUCUGGCCAAAUACCCAGAGAUCAAGUCCCUGAUGGGUCCAGACCCCCGCAUCAAAUGGAUAGUGUGCAUGAUGGUGGCUAUACAGUUUUUAGCUUUUUACCUGGUCAAAGACUUGGACUGGAAGUGGGUGUUGUUCUGGACUUAUGCCUUUGGCAGCUGUGUGAACCACUCUAUGACCCUAGCUAUUCAUGAGAUCUCCCACAACACAGCCUUUGGAAACAACAAGGCCAUGUGGAACCGCUACUUCGCCAUAUUCGCCAACCUGCCUAUAGGCCUGCCCUACUCAGCCUCUUUCAAGCGUUACCACCUGGACCACCACCGCUACCUGGGUGGGGAUGGCGUCGAUGUGGACAUCCCCACUGAUUUCGAAGGCUGGUUCUUCUGCACACGCUUCCGCAAGUUUAUCUGGAUUAUCCUGCAGCCAUUGUUUUACGCCAUCCGUCCCCUCUGCAUCAACCCCAAGCCCAUCACUCAGCUGGAGCUUAUCAAUCUGACCAUCCAGCUCACCUUCAACGUCUUGCUUUACUGGCUAUGGGGAGCCAAGCCGGUGGUCUACAUGCUGGCUGGGUCCAUGCUAGGGAUGGGCCUGCAUCCCAUCUCCGGGCACUUCAUAGCUGAGCACUACAUGUUCCUCAAGGGCCAUGAGACCUACUCAUACUAUGGCUCUCUGAACCUCCUCACCUUCAACGUGGGCUACCACAACGAACACCACGACUUCCCCAGCAUCCCAGGACGCAGACUGCCAAUGGUCAAGAAAAUUGCAUCGGAGUAUUAUGACGACUUGCCCCAGUACACUUCAUGGGUCAAGGUGCUGUACGACUUCAUCAUGGACGACACACUGAGCCCAUACUCCCGAGUCAAGAGGAAGCUGAAAGGAGACGUAAAGCAGGAGUAACCCCGAACCAUCACCGCAGCUCCUCUUCACCACCCAAUGAAAUUAACAGCUUUGCAUUUUAAUACACUUGAGCAUAUGAAUUAACAGGGGGCGCUGGGAGUGAGCUCCCCCUCAGCAACAAGAGGACAAACUCAGUCAUUUGUUGUUAAAAUCAGAGAAGCAGGUGCUCUCAUGCUGAUUAUAACUCAAGUCAAGUGCUCUGAGUGUGACAGUGUUUGGUGUGUGUGUAUGUGUGUGUGUGUGUGCGUGUGUGCGUGUUGGGCUGAACACACACUCUGCAGUGUCCAUCCAGCAUGCAUGCAGUUUCACCAGAACAAAAUCAGAGUGAAUUAAAGUCAUGGUAACUGAACUGCUCUACUGAUGUCCACUGAUGUGUCUCUACAGCUCACUGUCAGGAGGUUUUGGUUCAUUUAUACCCCCCUUCAGGAUGAAUUUUGAUAAUUUUGUUUCCCCUAUCAUCCCUAGCCAAAAAAUUCACUCAUCUGGUUGAUUGGUUUAUCACCAAACGCCUCUAAAGAACGGCUCAUGUCCACUGUAUGCAGAAAAUUACACUUGUGAUGAAGCAUUCACAGAGUAGGGGUCACCACUAGAGCUGCAAGGAUUGAUCAUUAUGUACUCAAUAAAAUGACAACUAUUUGGAAAUCACAUUAUCUUUUGAGUAGUGAUUGAAGAAAAGUAGAAAUUUGUAGAUGGAAGCUUCUUAAAUGUGCGUAGAUGUUUUCUGUCUCCCUUUGUGACAGUAAACUGAACAUCUUGUGGUUAAGGACCAAACUACGCUUUGUGUUUUUUUAUAGUUCAAACAAGUAAUGGAGUAAUCAAGAAAAUGGUCUUUCAAUUCAUUCAAAGUUCUCUACUGUGUGGUUUGUGGAAUAAGAACUCCUUAUAAGUGUACCAGUGUCUUUAAAGCCCAGUUCAGACCAAAGAUUUGGAAACAAGCAGCAGUGUAAACCGGCCCAUACAGUUAGCAUGGAGUGUUAGCUUGUAUGUUUUAGCAUCAUUGUUUAUGGGCUGUAACUCACUUGUUGGCAAGAAGCUCUACUUUCCUGUGAUAAAAUUUGGUCUUAAAGUUUGUCAAUUCUGGGCUGAUAUGGCUAUGUUAAAAUUUGACUGUAUCCAAUGCUAAUACUAAUGUUUUCUUUUAUUUAGUACCUUGUUUUCAUGUUUUUCAUGUUCACAUCAGUGAACUUGAUGCAAAUCAGCUUUAGUUUAGACUUCACACUUGUUGAACUGUAUUUACUGUAGCUCUACUGAAUCAGAACUGAAUGGAGAGCAGUUACAGUCAGAUGCUGUGGCUCAGCUGUAAUGCGAUACACAUAUUAUAUUAGGAAGGAACCAUAACCGAUUUAAUGAGCCAUUCGCAGUUUCACUGUACUGGUCAUGUGUACUUAGACUUGCAUGGCUUAAUAUAUAUAACAGAUGAAAAUAUCAGGUCACUGAUAGUGGAGGGUCAGCUGUAGAUCCCUCAGUGCCACUGUUUCAUCAAUACUAGAAGUACAUCUACAGUCACUGUCCUCAUCCAUAUUUUCAUGAUGCUGUAAAUUUUAUCCAGAUGUAGAAAAGCCAGCAGUUAGGAAAGUGGGAGAGAGUUGUCUCUGUGGGAAUAAUGGUAUUUUAUAAAGCUUGUUUUGUGACUCUUUGGUCUGAAGUGGUGUUUCCUCCUCCUGACUCCAUCCAUUAGAGCAGUAAACUAAGCCCUGUAUCCCCAUCAGCCGGACCCGUCUGUCUGGGUUUGUUUUUGUUGUACAACCUGAUCCAGCUCAACAGCCUGCACAGAAUAACAGCGCAACCUGGUGCAUUCUGCAAUUGCAGCGAAUUGAGAGAAUGAGGACAUCAGAGCAGUUUUUCAGUUGGACAAUGGCCCAAAAAUGUUUGGGUUCAAGAAUUGCUGUCAUGCGACUGAUUUCAGUUUUAUGGGGAGGCUCGCGAUCGGUUGCUUUAAAGUACAACAGAAGUGAACCUGUUCAGGCCUGUGACCCUCGAUUCCUGUCGCUGUUCUUUGAGCUCGUCACACUCUAAAGCCUGUUGAUUAAUAUUCAUAAGGAAGAUUCACUGUUUGAGUGCCUCAGAGCUCUUGUUCUUAGCUCCAUGUUGGUCUACAUUUUUCAAUUUUAUGAAUUUAUUUCUCUGAAACACUGUAUGCCAAGAAAGAAAUAAAAUUGUGUUCAUUGUAAAAAUGCCCAAG